GGGACAUUCAACUGUUUUGCUAUUCAUUCGUGAACUUCGUAGUCUCAGGUUAGGAUUAAGCGUCUUUUGAAAAUUUUAAACUAUGAAAAUUAGUACUUUGGCUUCAUGUGAUUCUAAUUCUCCUUAUCAUUUAAUUACGUCCAAUAACAAGUUUUGCAAUUGGUCUUACGAUGAGAAAAUAUGUUGGCCUAUUGCAAAGGCUAAUACAAAUGUAUCCCAACCCUGUCCAAAAGAACUAGGAUUUAAUAAAAUGAAAAUGGUCUAUAAAUACUGUAGAGAAGAUGGAAGGUGGGAAAAUGUUUCACAUUUUUUUGGAUCAACCGAUUAUAGUAGCUGUUAUACUGAAGAAUUAAAAACAUUACUGAAAGAACUUGGAUCAGUUAACGAUACAAAAAAAAAAUUUAACAUAGCUACCAAUACCGGAUUAAUAGAAAUUGUUGGUUCUCUUGUAUCAAUCAUUUCAUUAAUCAUAUCAUUGUGUAUUUUUAUUAGACACAAGGGUUUAUUGGAACAACGAUUCAAAAUACAUAUGAAUCUAUUUGUUGCUUUGUCAUUACAAAUGUUUAUUAGACUUAUUUUAAAUAUUGAUAAAUUGGAUUUAUUAAAAACUAAAUUUGACCGCAAAAAUGUGAACUGUUAUGUCGAUUGCAACAACCAGACAUAUUUAGUUUAUACUGGUAAUUGGAUUUUAGGAAUUAUGUACACACCAAUCAUUUGUGAGAGCACUCAGGUUAUAUUAGAAUGGUCAAAAACUGCAAGUUUUAUGUGGAUGUACAACGAAGGAGUUUACCUAUAUAGAAUAAUAAAAUCUAGAGUUUUAAGAAUAAAUCCAAUAAAUUUACGUAUGUAUUUAUUUGGUUGGGGCUUACCAGCUUUAUUGACAGCUGUAUGGUUAUUGGUGACAAUGGUUUACUACAAAAAAUCAUCUAGUGUUUGCUGGUGGGGCUACAAUCUAUUACCUUUUUUUUGGAUACUCGAAGGACCUCGGAUUGUAAUUAUUAUUAUAAAUUUUAUUAUUUUGAUUGUUGUAUUGAGAGAGCUUUUAAAGAAAAUCAAAUCAAAAUUGACACCAUCAAAUGAACUUGAUAUCAUAAGAAAAGUAUCUAAAGCAGCAAUUGCUCUUGUGCCUUUACUGGGGAUUACAAAUUUUAUAUUAGUAAUAUUACCCGAACCUCAUGCAAAAAGUCCAGAAUUAUUUGCUUUAUGGUCAUAUUCAGCACAUAUAUUACAUUCAUUUCAAGGCCUAAUGGUAUCAAUACUAUAUUGUUUUAUAAACAAAGAUAUCAAAAAUUCGUUUGAUAAACGAAUGAUGCUUCAAAAAUCACGACGAAAUUUUGAGAUGGAAAUGACCUGAAUUAGAACUUAAAUUAAUAUUAUCUACUUAACAUUAUACAUUUUCAUUAAUAU
Messenger RNA from Sipha flava (yellow sugarcane aphid), 1407 nucleotides. It is a transcript of the gene Pdfr, whose product is annotated as PDF receptor. Bases 83 to 1354 code for a protein of 423 amino acids. The transcript has 10 exons. Gene Ontology annotation, molecular function: G protein-coupled peptide receptor activity. Gene Ontology annotation, cellular component: plasma membrane. Lineage: Eukaryota; Metazoa; Arthropoda; Insecta; Hemiptera; Aphididae. The record is from RefSeq and is a predicted model, not a curated record. Gene Ontology annotation, biological process: cell surface receptor signaling pathway; adenylate cyclase-modulating G protein-coupled receptor signaling pathway.